AUGGCCAUGGAAGACGAGCUAUCGAAUUCGAUAACAAUAAUGAUGGACGACAGCAGAGAAAAGACAGAUGAUCUCAACCAAUUCUGGUGGUCGGAGCCAUGGUACCCCGUCAUGCACAGGGUCCAGGAUGUUUUUCGUAGGCAAAACAAAGAGAGUGAAGAUGUCUACAGCCCUAUUACCGUAUCAAUCGGGCCUCUUCACAGAGGGAAGAAACAUCUGCUAGCAACGGAGGCCGUCAAAGUGAGCUACAUGCAUCUCCUUUUCGAACGGACUAGAGCAUCUCAGGAAACACAGAGAAAUUGUGCGGCGGAUAUGUCAAUUAGGGAAGACGAUAUCAGGAAAUGCUUUCGAGAAGUCCAACUAGACGACAAUGUCAGCCUUGCAGAAAUAAUGCUUAUUGAUGGUUGCUUCUUAAUUGAACUUCUUUACAGGAAUUAUGUAAAGGAACCAGAUCCCAUUUUGUGGAAUCCAUUCAAGUGCUAUGCUGUCCACCGCGACUUGUUAUUGCUUGAGAACCAGAUUCCCUUCUUUGUUCUUGAAGAAUUGUUCUGCCUGACGGUCGAAUGUAUCCCGAAAUACAAGCACAAAGGCUCCAUUCCUACUCUCACUGAAUGCAUCCUUUCAUUCUUUGAAGGUAUGAUGGGACCAGAAAAUGCUAAAAGAGAAUGCAAAGGUAUGAUGGACUCGGAAAAUGCUAAAGCAGAAUGCAAGUAUGAAAGACCUCCUCAUCAUAUACUCCAUCUUUUACACAUGCACUACAGUCCUUACGUCAAUGAAGAUAAUUGGAAUGCAUGGGGGCCAAGAAACAACGAGGUAGCCGAAUUCAAAUUCUCUGCUACUCAACUCGACAUUGUAGGAGUCAAUUUGAAGGAAGUUGUAAAUUCUCAAAACCGAUUUGACUUGAAGUUUAGCGUUGGUCCUCGUUUUUGGUUGCUGCAAAGAAGUCAGCUCGAAAUCCCACCUUUCUACAUUGACGAAUCCACGGAGCCAUUCCUGAGAAACCUCAUUGCUUUCGAGCAAUGUAGCCCUUGCUUGCCAAAUAUUUUCACAUCGCAUGCUUCACUCAUGUGCAUCCUCAUCCAUACCAAAGAUGACGUUGAAUUGCUUGAAGAAGCUGGAAUAAUACGCAACUCUUUGGGUUCCAGAGAAGCGGUGUUACAUAUCUUCAAAGACAUGCGGAAGAAUGCUGUACCGCGUAAUUUCUUUUACAAUCAGCUAUGGACGGAGUUGAAGGAGUUCUGCACGCCUAGCCGAACCUUCUACACCAUGUUUUCUUAUCAUCAUCCUCGUAAUUGA
Molecule: messenger RNA, 1296 nt
Organism: Cornus florida
Lineage: Eukaryota; Viridiplantae; Streptophyta; Magnoliopsida; Cornales; Cornaceae
Product: UPF0481 protein At3g47200-like
Exons: 2
Coding region: 1-1296 (431 amino acids)
Source: RefSeq, a predicted model, not a curated record